Messenger RNA from Toxotes jaculatrix (banded archerfish), 2671 nucleotides. RefSeq names its product lysophosphatidylcholine acyltransferase 3 (gene lpcat3). Gene Ontology annotation, biological process: lipid modification; phosphatidylcholine biosynthetic process. Gene Ontology annotation, cellular component: membrane. The record is from RefSeq and is a predicted model, not a curated record. Gene Ontology annotation, molecular function: lysophospholipid acyltransferase activity; 1-acylglycerophosphocholine O-acyltransferase activity. Lineage: Eukaryota; Metazoa; Chordata; Actinopteri; Toxotidae. Bases 90 to 1484 code for a protein of 464 amino acids. The transcript has 13 exons.
UGUGUGUGUGUGUAUGCGUUUGUGUGCGUGCCGUGAGUUGGUUCAGUUCACUGAACCGUCGUGAAGAGACGUUUCCGCCCACAAGAAAGAUGGCGGCUCCCUUGCUGGAGAAACUGUCGGAGUCUUUAGGUUCCCCGGAGCCAGCGGUUCGACUCAUUUUAUCAAUUUUAAUCGGGUAUCCCUGUGCUCUGGUGUACCGGAAGUUCUUGUUCUACCAGCCUGCCACUGUUGUCCACUUGUUCCACACAUUCUCUGGACUGGCUCUAGCAGCAUUCAACUUUGGCCCUCAGCUUUAUCACUCCGCAGUAUGCAUCCUUGUCCAAUUCCUGAUGCUGAGGCUCAUGGGAAGGACAGUAACAGCUGUCCUGAGCAGCUUUACCUUUCAAAUGGUAUACCUGCUGGCAGGGUAUUACUACACAGCAACAGAGGAGUAUGACAUCAAGUGGACCAUGCCUCAUUGUGUCCUCAUGCUUAAACUUGUUGGUUUGUCAUUUGAUUACUAUGACGGCGGGAAGGAACCAUCCCAGCUGAAUUCAGAGCAGAAGCAAGCAGCCCUGCAGUCUGUGCCUUCUCUGCUCGAGGUCUGUGGCUUUUCCUACUUCUAUGGAGGCUUUCUGGUGGGGCCCCAGUUUACAAUGCGCAGCUACCAGAGGCUGGUGGCAGGGGAGCUCACCGACUGCCCUGGAAAGCCUCCAAACAGUUUUAUACCAGCUAUGAAGAGGUUUACUCUGGGUUUUGCCUUCCUGGUGAUAUUUGCAGUAUUUGGUCCCUAUUACCCAGACAGCUACUACUUAACAGAUGAGUAUGAGGCUCAGCCUUUCUGGUAUCGCUGUGUGUUUAUUCUGCUUUGGGCUAAAGUCAUUUUGUAUAAAUAUGUCAGCUGUUGGCUCAUAGCGGAGGGUGUGUGUAUACUGUCUGGACUAGGCUACAGUGGUGUUGUGGAUGGCAAGCACCAGUGGGACGCCUGUGCCAACAUGAAGGUGUGGCUCUUUGAAACCACGCCGCUUUUUGGAGGAACCAUUGCUUCCUUCAACAUCAACACUAACGCCUGGGCUGCCAGACACGUCUUCAAGCGGUUGAAGUUCCUUGGCAAUAAGACCAUGUCUCACGUGGCCACACUGUUCUUUCUGACAGUUUGGCAUGGCCUUCACUCCGGAUACAUCUUGUGCUUCUCCAUGGAGUUUUUCAUCAUAACUGUAGAGAGACAGGCCCUGGCACUGGUGAGGGACAGUCCCUUGUUGACGAAACUGGCCAACAGCGCAUUCUACCCUCUCAUCUAUGUAGUCCAGCAGUUUAUACACUGGCUCUUCAUGGGCUACCCCCUAGUGCCAUUCUGCCUCUUCACCUAUGACAAAUGGCUCAAGGUGUAUUCGUCUGUCUAUUUCUGUGGUCACAUUUUCUUCCUCGUAGCCUUUUUAAUCAUGCCAUACCUUCGUAUGGUGCUGGUGCCUAAGAAAGAACGGAGCCAGAAAAAGAAGGAAUAAAACCUGGUACUAAGACUUGGCAUGGUGCAUUUAAGGCUGAAAAUCCACUGAAGGGAACUGUGACUUUCAAGGAGCAGAAUGGAAAAUAUUUUAAGGCCUUUACUUAUAUAUAUAUAUAUAUAUAUAGAUAUAUAUAUAUGUCCAUGUAAAAAUAAAUUUCUAUAUAUUUUUGUGUUUUAAAUGGGGAGGGUGUUUUUAUGAACAUUCUAAGAAAUGUUUACAGGAAAUACCAUUGUGCCACGUGGGGUAAUUGUGAGCCAAUCAGGGGCGAUUUCCUGUUUGUUUGUUUUGCCUUUUUUUUUUUUUUAAGACAUGGGGGACUUGUAGAACUUGAGAGACUUACAUGCUGUCGACACAGAAUUGCACUCACCAGUCACAGGUUCAAAGUCUGUCAUUGACUCCGAUGUGUUUUAUGUUUCAUUUCUCUGUCUCACGUCUGGCACCUGCAUUUAGCAGCAGCUGUAAGCCUCUACAGAAAGUUUAAGCACAGCACUGGCCUAUGUGGCGCUUUCUAAUUUAAUGAUGCAACAUGCAUACGGCUUUUUGCAAAAGACAGAUGCUAAUAGUGGUAUAAUAAUAAUAAUAAUAAUAAUCAAGGGGGUUGUUUCUUGAAAGUGGCUGCCAAGUGGUUAUACAAGCACUGUAAAUCACACAAUAUACGCUAACACUCAACUCAAAAUGGCCUUGUAUUAAUGAAUGUUUUUACAGUACAUUUUGUCCUGCUUUUAAUUUGAUUUGUGAUAACAAACAAACAAACGAGUUUUAACAGCUUUUAUGAAAAAGAACAUUUUUGUAGCUUUGGAUAAGAUUUCAUGGAUGGAUUUUCAUUGUUCUCCUGCCUUUCCUCAUUUGAUGUUUGAGCUGUUUUUCUUGCCACACGUCCUACUCUCCCCAUGUUCAGUCUACUCCACUCCUCUGUCUGCCUGCUUCGAGGGCCCUCAGGUCUGAAAUGCACAGAUGUGAAAGUGAACAGUUUCAUAAGGAGACUUAACGCACUGCCCAACCAUACAAUAAUUCACUAUGGCGUCUAUGAACAGGAGCCAUAGGCUGUGUUUUGAGUGAGUUGAGGAAUUGUCUCAUUUUGAACUGGAAGCAAAACAAACAAACGAAAAAAAUUCACAUUUGUGUCUGAUUUCCACAGUUUCACCUAUGAACUGUGCAUCUGUUUCUAACAGCAGGCGAUAAUU